GUCCUAAAAUGGUAGAAUUUCACGGUCAGCAGUUUCAGAUCAACUCAAAGGAUGGCAAACCACUUUUUACAGUGGAUGAAAAUGAGGUUGUAAUUGGCACAGAUAAACUUCGAGUCACAGGACCUGAAGGAGCACUUUUUGAACAUUCUGUAGAAACACCACUUGUGAAAGCAGAAGCCUUUAAACAGCUUAGGCUGGAAUCACCAACUCGAUCUUUGAGUAUGGAUGCACCACGAGGAAUUAAUAUCAAAGCGCAAGCUGGGAAUAUCGAAGCUCUUUCCCAAAUGGAUAUCAAACUGCACAGCAGUGAUGGUGUGCUUUUGCUGGAUGCUGAAACUGUGCGACUGCCCAAAUUGCCUGAGGGUACAAGGGGUGGAUCUGGUAUUUCUCAGGGGCUCUACGAAAUCUGUGUGUGUCCGGAUGGAAAGCUCUAUUUGUCAGUGGCCGGUGUGGGCUCCACUUGCCAUGAAUACAGCCGUGUCUGCCAGUGA
Nestor notabilis (Kea) is the source of this 491-nucleotide messenger RNA. Its product is annotated as gamma-sarcoglycan-like. The record is from RefSeq and is a predicted model, not a curated record. NCBI's taxonomy places the organism in Eukaryota, Metazoa, Chordata, Aves, Psittaciformes, Psittacidae. The annotation marks the transcript as partial. Gene Ontology annotation, biological process: cardiac muscle tissue development; heart contraction. Gene Ontology annotation, cellular component: sarcoglycan complex; sarcolemma. The transcript has 4 exons.